AUGAAUUUCAACAACUAUAAUCCGUUCGGGUUUCCGACUUACUUUGAUCCUAAUCAGCCGCAAGUUCCACAGCAGCCAGAUCAACAGAAUUAUGAUUAUAUGACUAACUCAUUCCCCAUCUUCAACCCAAACCUCAUGCAGCCACCUCCUCAACAACCGCUAAAUUUAAUGCCAAAUCCCUCAUUUUAUAGACCCGUUGUAGAGGAAUCUAUGGCUCAGCGCUUUGUUCGCACUCUUGGCUUUAGACCUGAUCAACUUCCACUCGUUGAACGGGUUUUGGCUGAUUGUAAUCAAGAUUACAGGACAGCGACUGAUACUUUGCUUUCUUUGAAUGCUCUUCAGCAGCAGCAAGCUCAGCAACAAGCUCAGCAACAGCAAUUUCAACAGCAGCGUCACAUUCAACCACUCCCUCCUCAAGUUAUACAGAGACAGCAGCCUCAGUUCAUCAGACAGCCUCAAAUGCCUCCCCAGCCACUCAGGUUUAGACAGAUGACCACUCUUCCAACUCAGUCUAAGAUUAGAGAGAAUAAUAUGACUUCCGUCAAGAGACAAUCGAAAAAGCAGUACAAUAGCUCAGACGAUGAAGGUGAUUUCGGUGGUGACAGCGAUUCAGACGACGAUAAUGGUGUCAGAGAAUCUACCGUCUCUGUUUACGACGAGUCUGAGGCCGUCAAGUGGUUCAACAAAGCAGAACCUAAAGAGAUACAAGAAAUAUUAGCCCUCUCUGAAAGGGCGUUGGAAGCUAUCAUGUCCAUGAGGCCUUUCCAAAAUGCAAACACUUUAAGAGCAAAACUUAAAGCUACAAAAGGUGUCUCUACCACCAUCUUUGACUUUUACUUGGAUUUGAUAGCUUCCUACAAGCAGGUUGACCAGGUUCUCGACAAGUGUGAACAAGUUGGUGGUAGAAUAUCUUCCAUCUUCUCUCAGAUGGAGAAGAACGACGAGACCCCACCUGCACUCAUCGAAAGCUCAAUAAAAUUGAAGAGCUAUCAAUUUGAAGGUGUAAGAUGGUUAGAACAUUUACAUAAGCAGAAGGUUUCCGGUAUUUUGGCAGACGAGAUGGGGCUUGGUAAGACACUCCAAGUAAUUGUUUUCAUUGCCGCCCUCAAAAACACUCAGCAACCUGGUCCAAACCUCAUCGUUGUACCUUCAUCUACACUUGAAAAUUGGCUGAGAGAGUUUUCACGAUUUGCUCCAUCAUUGGUUGUCAAGUCUUAUUAUGGCGAUCAACAUGAAAGAUCUAUACUCAGGGAUGACUUAUUACCUUCAAGAAACGACAUGGAUGUACUUAUCACCACUUACAAUCUUGCUCAAGGUUCUCCCCAAGAUAGAAAGUUCUUACGCAAGAUGAAGUUCCGCACUGCUGUUUUCGAUGAAGGACACAUGUUGAAAAAUCGUGAAACAAAGUCAUACAAGUACUUGGCUGAAUUGAAGGUGCCUUGGAGAUUACUGCUUACUGGUACACCGCUUCAGAACAACCUUCAAGAACUUGUUUCGUUGCUUAACUUUAUCUUGCCUGAGUAUUUCCAAGACACUGAAGAAGCGCUGCGUGUUGUGUUCAAGGUCAAGCCCGGCGUUCACGCUUCCAUGCUUUCAAGAGAGCGUGUUUCAAGAGCUAAGAAAAUGAUGCAGCCAUUCGUAUUGCGCAGAAAGAAAGCACAAGUGUUGACAGAUUUACCAAGUAAAAGGGAAUUGAUAACAUACUGCGAUUUGACAGAUAGCCAAAGGAAUAUUUACACAGAGACCAUGUCUAGAUCACGCAAGGCUAUUGUGGAGACAGACAAGACUGAAGCUUCAACUCCUUCAGAGUCUGGCACAGAGUCAACACGAGGAAGAAAGAGAGGUAAGGCAGGUUCAUCAAAGGGCAAAGAUCCUUCAGAGUCUUCCAAUCAUGUUCUCAUGGAUUUGAGAAAAGCUGCAAAUCACCCACUAUUGUUCAGACGUCAUUUCAACACCUCAAUAGUUCGAGAAAUGGCAAAAGAUUGUUUGAAAGAGCCUGACUUCAAGGAGAGCGUUUAUGAGCUCGUCGUUGAAGAUAUGGAGAUCAUGACUGAUUCUGAAUUGCAAAACUUCUCCAAAAAUUUCCAGACCGUUAACAAGUAUACUUUACCAGAAAGCGUAUACAUGGAUUCAGGAAAGAUCACAGCGCUGAUGAAGAUACUAAAAGAAUCUAGGGAACGUGGUGACAGAGUCUUGGUUUUCUCUCAAUUUACGAUGAUGUUAGAAAUUCUCAAGAAAGUCCUCGAUCAGCACACUAUCAGAUACCUCAUGUUUACAGGCCAGACGCAAGUCGAAGAGAGACAGAUCCUCGUUGAUGAAUUUUUCGAAAACACCGAUAUUCAGGUCUUCCUUCUGUCUACAAAAGCUGGUGGUCUGGGUAUUAACUUGACGGCUGCAAACGUCGUAGUAAUCUUUGAUUCAGAUUGGAAUCCACAUGCAGAUCGUCAAGCGGGAGACAGAGCAUUCCGUAUUGGUCAGACGAAAGAUGUUACAAUACACAAAUUUGUAUCCAAGGGUACAAUCGAAGAGGAUAUGUUGCGACUCGCAGAGACAAAGCUGAAGCUUGACAAGGCAGUCGGAGGCGGUGAAGGAGAAUACGGCGUCGGAGCUGAAGAAGAGGGUAACGCUGAAUCUACUGAGAAAGUGGUCAAAUCUUCUCUACUCCAAUCUAUCCGUAACAGAUUAGAUCAGGGAGGUCAGCCUGAAGAAGGAGCCGAUCCAGCAGCAUCACAAUCUGAGUUUAUCAAACAGCUUGAAGUAAAUAACCAGCUACCAGAGGGUGUGCAGGCCAAGGCGCUGGCUAGUGGAUUGCCAAAGAAUGCUCAAAUUCAGCUGCAGAAUGAUGCGUCUACGCCCGUGCAUGAGGAAGCCAAGGCUAUCAAUCAGGCUCAACAGCAGCACGUGCAUCACCUUAAUGAGCAGAAGGCGGAAAUCAAAUUAGAGCCAAGCCAAGUACCAACAUUACCAACGCCCAGUGCUGAAAAUGUCCCAGCUCUUCUCGCUCAACCUCUUCAACAACCGCAAUCAAAUCCAUCAGCAGACAUUAAGCCUGAGUCGCGCGAGGCUGUAACAGGUGUACAAUCUCCAACACCUGUGCAAGAUCAACCAUCUUUGGAAAUUGAGCCAAGUGAAGAAUCUCAAACAGCCGCAGGAGAUCAACCAGCUCAAAUCCCUGCUCCUCAACCAGUGGAAGCAUCAGCACCAACACAGUCACAAACACAACCACAACUGCAGCAAACUCAACCUACAUCUUCACCACAGCCACAAUCUACACCUCCACAACAACCACAAUCACAGGAAGAAUCGCCAAAAGAGGACUAUCAGCCUUCGUAG
Molecule: messenger RNA, 3333 nt
Organism: Wallemia ichthyophaga EXF-994
Lineage: Eukaryota; Fungi; Basidiomycota; Wallemiomycetes; Wallemiales; Wallemiaceae
Exons: 3
Coding region: 1-3333 (1110 amino acids)
Cellular component (GO): nucleus
Molecular function (GO): DNA binding; ATP binding; chromatin binding
Source: RefSeq, a predicted model, not a curated record